UGAACACGUAUAUCAUACUCACAAAAGCAUUUUAUAUUCAACGCACUGUCCUAAUUAAGGGAAAUAAAUAACAGAUGGCAUAAGUGUAAAUAAAGCAGGGAAAAUAACUCAAGAAUAAUUAAGGUCAUAAUCUUCCAGCUUAUAAAAAGCAUCUCAUAGGACUCAAACCUUACCCAAAGUCAUUUCCUAUUGUAUCAUUCUCCUUCAAACAUAGUCAGAGAAAAACAGCAACUCUUGUCUGAAAAAAACUAGAGAGAAAGAGAGAGAGGAUAAAGAAUGGAUCAAACGGUACUAAGCUCUCAAGUGUACCCAUACACGAUCCAAACCCAAAGCGAGUGCAUCAUCGUGAACCAGAUGGAUGGAUCAUCAUCAGGCGACGGAUCAAAGCCAGUGAAACGGCGGAGGAAGAGGAGAAGCAAAGGGUCGUCAUCAGCCACCAACGAAGAUGACGUAAGGGCGAUGGAAAGGAUGUUUAGGAAGAGGAAGUUGACCGAUGAGCAAGUGAUUAUGCUAGAAUAUAGCUUCGAGAACGAGCAUAAGCUUGAGUCAGGGAGGAAAGAGAAGAUUGCGGGAGAGUUAGGCCUUGACCCGAGACAGGUGGCUGUAUGGUUCCAGAACCGCCGUGCAAGGUGGAAGAACAAGAAACUCGAGGAAGAGUACGCUAAACUCAAGAGCCAACACGACUCAGACGUCCUCGGCCAAUGUCAGCUCGAGUCUCAGGUGAUAAAACUGACAGAACAACUGAGUGAAGCUCAGAAUGAGAUACGAAAACUUUCAGAACGACUUGUUGUCCAAGAAACAUCAACAAACAGUUCAAGUUCAUCGUUUUCUGUUGAAGCCAAUGAUGCACCAACUGAUUUCGAAUUUUCACCGAUGGAUACUAUCAAUGACAACAUUCCAUUAUACAUGUUGGAUAAUAACUAUUAUUUACAAAACAUGGAGUAUUGGGAUGGUUUGUAUGUGCAAUUUUAACAGCUUAAGUAAUUUGAAGUCUUAAGGAUGAAAAACAUGUUGUAGAGGUAAUGUAGAAAUGGAUGUUGGCCACUGUUGUAAAUGUAAUGUUUUAAGUAUCUAUUUUAAUAUAUAUAUAUAAAAUGGUUAUUCUAGUUUCAUACAUAUAAAAAUCUGAUAUGCCUACUCCAAAGCAUGCAUAAUUUAACUUUCACUGUUACCAAAUUGGUCUUUAAAUCAAGCUGAAAACAGUAGGCAUUAUCUGGUGUGGGGGGCUCAGUUAUUACCGUGACAAAAGCAAAAGGAGGAGGAGUCAGCGAUAUGUGUGGCUUUUGAAGCUGGUGUAACAUAAGAGACGACGGCGGUGAUGUCAUCAAGCUUUCCUCCGUAAAACCUGUAGCCAGCCAGCCUCCUGAGCCACGUCUGCGAAAGGACUCUGCCGUUGUUUGGGGUCUAAUCCGGGCCUAACGGAAACAACUGUGAUCUCAUCGUUGUAGAGGUUAUCAUAGGCGACACCAUCCGUUCCCGCCACAAUCACAUUAAUCAUGAAUAGAAGCAGUGGAGGAGCCCUUUGGCUGUGGUUUGAGAAUGUGCUUUCUCUAACACCAUUAACGGGUCAACAGAAGAAUCCUUCUUAGCCUGUUCUCUAAUAGCCAGCCAGCCAGAAGACUACUCGACUUGACUUGACUUGUAGAAGAGAACCAGAAGCAGCAGACAUGAGGGCUCCUCCUCUCCUUCCGGAAUCAGAAAACAAUCUCCAGGGAGAAGAAGAAGCUCUUCUUACUUGUUGCAGCAAAAUGAGAGAGAGAGAGAGAGAGACCAGUUGAGAGGUUUAAUCUGGAUAGACAAAGUGGUGGUAGCUGACAUCUGAUUCUGAAUAAAAGAUAAACAUCUUCCACUACUUAUGAAAAAUACAGACACACUUUAAAUUCAAAGAGCUACAUAUUAACUGGCUUUUCAGUCUUGAGAGAGAGAUUUAGGUUUUAUUAGUUUACGAUUGAACAAGUGAAAGCCCCACUCCACUCCACUGCACCGCACCAAACUCCUACUCCUCCUCCUUCAUCUCCAGCCGCUAGCUCUCCUCAUUCCUUGGGUCUUUCGAGUUCAUAUUAUCUUAUGUGUGAUAUAGCUUUGAGAGGUCUUCCUAUUAAUGGCCUUCCAAUAUUUAUGUAACCCACCUACUAGCCAGCCAGCCACACUAGUCUUUCCAAAUUCACUUGUUUUUUUAAAUUUUGAUUUUGCACUGCAACUACUCAAAUGAUUAAGGGAUCUUUCUUAUUUCUACUGAGUACUAGCAAUAACCUCUACUAGUAUGUUAAUAUGCAGAUUGAUUUUACCAGAUAAAUAUCUUCUAGGUAGAUUUGUCUGUGUAUAUAUGUCAUGUCUUCUCUAAGUCUUGAAAACAAAAAAAAAAUAAUAAUAAUAAGAGAUACCAUGGAAUGGAUAACUCCUCCUACUAUGGAUGGACAUGGACCUACGAACGAUCAACAUUGUUUGGUCGAUUCUCCCAAUCAAAAUCACUGGUCAAGUCGAUUGGUACAUUUCAUUGGAUUAUCUGUUAUCUGUCCAAAAUUAGGAGUUUUCGAAAAAUUGUCUUUUUGGUAAAAAUAUCCCCACACCUAAAGUAAAAGUCAUUUACCUCAUCUCCUUAUUUUUCCCUCAUCAGUGCAAAAAAUCGAUCCCACCGUCGUUUUAGGACCAGCAAGCAAACAUCAUACAUUAAUAACAUAAACUUCAAUCCUCACCUCAUGAUGAUCCCCAAAAAAAUCGAAAAUUAACUGUUGUUGUUGUUUCUGCUAAGCUAUAAGCUUUAUGUACUUUAUGAUUAAAAUUCACACUGGGGGAACAACAACACUAGAGCUGCCUGCUGCUUUCACUAUUAAACAAAAAUACCAAAACAUAUACUCUUAUAAACUACACUCUUCUUCUACUCUCUCUUAGGAACUUGUUCUACCAAUGUCUUUGCCUGAAAACUCCCCCGCCGUCCCAAACAGAGCUGACAACCCUCCACCGGGGUUACUACUUCCAUUACCAACAGCUCUUCCCAAACCUAAAAAGUCAAGCGUUGUCUGUUUCGGACCAAACACGCAAGAGUUCCCCAACAUUAGCUCUUUCAGGCCCCCCGAUCCUCCUCCGCUGCUGCUACAAGGUAGUAGUCCCAGCCCAAGAUCGAGUUCCAUGGAUGACGACGAAGCACUCGAUAACGAGCCACCUGAGCCCGUGGAACCCAUUUGGGCAACUUUCUGGAGCAAUGCGGUUGCUGACAUCGCUGGCUGUGGUGGAGGAAGACUCAUAGGGGUUAGGAAGUGAGGUGGUGGAUCAUGUGCCAUGCGAACAAAGAAGGACAGAGAGAGAUGGGUUCCAUGGAGGAAGAUGGUGCGAAUAGACUUGUGGAAGAAGGAGGAGGAGGAGUUGAGGAUGCAUAUAAUAAACUAGGGGAAGCUGUAGAUGAUGCAAACAAGCUGUAGUUGUUGUGGUUACUACUAUGAUCAUUCGGAGCGACGGUGGAGCUGGAGGUUCUGGUCUCGUUGAAAGCCUUUGUUGCAGAUUUCGCACACGAAUCGGUUCUUUGCCAUCAGAGUUUUGGGUGACAAGGCUAUCACCUCCGCUUCUGGAUCUGUUGUUGGCUUGUUGCAACAAUAUGAGUAGUUUGGAAAAAAAAAAGAAAAAAGGGGUACAGUCAGUCAGUCUAUCAGCUUUUCGUUAUAAAAACAAACAAACCUUUUUUUUCCACCAAACCUUUUUUUUCUCAACUCUCUUCCCUAGAAAAGAUCAAAACCUCAUUGCCCGAGAAAUAUACUAAUUAUUUAACCCUCAACUCUCUCUCUAGUCUCUGUUUCAACGGCUGAGAUUCCACCGGAGUUUGAUCCACACCGAAGGCGGCUUCGCUUGUGAGACUUCUUCUUCUUCUUUUUUCGGGCUUCUUUUGUUUGUCCCAGACAAAGGAGCUUUCUUCAUCUUCUUCUUCUUUCUCUCUCUCGAUAGGGGACAAUUAUACUCUUUUCUGCCUUGAAAAUAUAUUUAUUUAUUUACCUACAAUUUCUUUUAUACUUGUGUCGGCUUUCCUUUUUUUUUAAUAUUAUGAGUUUUGGAUUCCCAUGUACAAUAUUUUAAUUAAUACAAAUUCUUUUAUC
Brassica napus (rape) is the source of this 4085-nucleotide messenger RNA. RefSeq names its product homeobox-leucine zipper protein ATHB-53-like. The transcript has 2 exons. Gene Ontology annotation, cellular component: nucleus. Gene Ontology annotation, biological process: positive regulation of DNA-templated transcription. Lineage: Eukaryota; Viridiplantae; Streptophyta; Magnoliopsida; Brassicales; Brassicaceae. Gene Ontology annotation, molecular function: DNA-binding transcription factor activity, RNA polymerase II-specific; sequence-specific DNA binding. The record is from RefSeq and is a predicted model, not a curated record. The coding region runs from base 277 to 972 and encodes 231 amino acids.